Nothobranchius furzeri (turquoise killifish) is the source of this 546-nucleotide messenger RNA. NCBI's taxonomy places the organism in Eukaryota, Metazoa, Chordata, Actinopteri, Cyprinodontiformes, Nothobranchiidae. The record is from RefSeq and is a predicted model, not a curated record.
UGUCACUACAUCUCUUUAUUUAUUAGUCUUUGUCCAAACCUCAGACAUUUAAAACAAGCAGGAGGGAAGGGAAUGGGUGUUCGGGCCGUGUUCGUCGUCCUGCUGCUGCUGGAGGCCACGGUAGAGGCUCACUCAGGAGAUGUAGCGUUCUGGAGGGAUAAAGUCACCCUCACCUGUCCAGGUAUUGCAACGUGGUUUGAAGGUGAGAAUAAAGUCAACUCCUCUACCAACUCCAACCUGACCCUGGAGUUUGAGUACAAGCGCCUCUCUCAGUACAGCUGUGAGUACGAGGAGCACGGCCUUGUCCGAAAAUGCCACUUCUUCGUGAAAGGAAAGGCAUGUCCUAACUGCUUUGAGGUGGAUGGGUUUCUAUUCAUGCUUGUGAUCAUGGUGGAUGUGAUCGGGACGGCAGUCCUGAUGAUGACCAUCUAUAAAUGCACCAAGAAGAGGAGGCCAGCUGGACCCCCUCCCCCUCCCAGAUUUCAUAUGCACAUGAGGCCUAACACCAACGGGAAGAACAAGACAUGUCUCAACAAAACAAGAUGA